GCUGAUCCGGAUGCAACGAACGUGCACAUAUAUGGCCGGUAUCUAUGGCUCGCUCUUUUUAAGCUAGGCCUCUCUGUUCCUCGCCCCAGCCCACGGCAGCCCUUUCCUUCCGCAACAUACAUACCCACUGCACGAGCCAACGAGCGCAGCCACACUCCUCGCCCCCGCCCCCGCCAGAGCAUAAGCCCUUCCAUGAGGGUGUUGAUGUCGCGCCGGCGCGGUGCCGGUGCCAGCGGCGGCGGGCUGUGCAUCAACAAAAAGGCCCGCCUAUUCAUGUGCGGCUGCGGCGGCACCAAGGCUGUCUCCAUCUCCGAUGGCUCCUCCGACAAGUCACCAACCGCCACGCCGCAGACCGCCGCGUCAACCACUCCGCUCACCGGCACGUCGACCGCCACCGUCACGACCGAGUCGACGAGAAGAGGAGGGAGCAGGCCGGCGACGACAACGUCGUCGGCUCCCUCCUCGUUCUCGGUCUCGUCUUCGUCCGUCACCACCACCACCACCACCACCGCCGACGACGGCCCCAGCAGCAUGGAGGAGAGCACGCCCAGCCUGUCGGCGCUCCUGCGCCAGCUCCACGAGCUGGAGCGCAGCGUCCGCUUCCUGCACUCCGCCGGCAGCACCGACGGCAAGCAGUGGCACCGCCGGACCGUGAGCGAGGGCGGCGGCGGGUCCGGGCGGGUGGAGGAGAGCGUGGCGGUGGUGAAGGAGUCGGCGGACCCGCUGGGCGACUUCCGCCGGUCCAUGCUGCAGAUGAUCGUGGAGAAGGAGAUCGUGGGCGGCGCGGAGCUCCGGGAGCUGCUGCACCGGUUCCUGUCCCUCAACUCGCCGCGCCACCACCACCUCAUCCUCCGCGCCUUCGCCGAGAUCUGGGAGGAGGUCUUCGCCGGGCACGAGCGCGCGCCGGACUUCCUCGCCUCCUCCCGCCGCUGCAGGAAGAAGCAGCACCAGCACCUGGCAACGCGUGGUGCUUGAGCUUGACUAGUCUGUUCCUCGAUCGGUUUGUUACGUCCAACUGUCCAAGGUCCAAUCCCAUCCCCCGGCCGUCGAUUAAUUUCUCUUGUACGUUCGUGGCUGGGCGGACGAGACUUGCAUGGUUGUUUUCAGUAGUUUCGUUUUUGUCGAUUUCUUUGACGCAUUGGUUUAUCACAAGUGCGCUGGUAACGGUCUUGAGUUAGGGUUUUUGUCGAUGCGUUGAUAUAUCAAGUGUUCUGUACUGAUGUGUACUCCACGCAACAAACGCCUUGGUUUUUUUUUCUGAACUGAUUGUAGACUUUCAGUGUGUUUUUCUAAACUGCUUGGUA
Messenger RNA from Zea mays, 1304 nucleotides. Its product is annotated as transcription repressor OFP8. Gene Ontology annotation, biological process: negative regulation of DNA-templated transcription. The record is from RefSeq and is a predicted model, not a curated record. Bases 193 to 975 code for a protein of 260 amino acids. The transcript has a single exon. Lineage: Eukaryota; Viridiplantae; Streptophyta; Magnoliopsida; Poales; Poaceae.